CUGCUCAUCUUCCCACUUCUCAGACGGUGCUCUGUCAGGCCGGGUGUUGCUGUGUUAUAUAACAAACCGGCGUUUGUACCUCUUUUCUUCUCAGUCGGUCAGAAAUGGCAGCGAUCAGGGCUCUCAGGAAACUGUGUCAACACUCCCAGCAUCAAGUUUGUAAACUGCACACGUCCGCCUCGAGGCAGGAGGCGGUGGUCAUCUCAGGGAGAAAACUGGCACGCCAGAUUCGGGAUGAGGCCCGGGCUGAUGUGGAGAAAUGGGUUUUAGCCGGCAACAGGAGGCCCCACUUGAGUGUAAUUCUAGUUGGGGACAACCCAGCCAGUCAUUCCUAUGUUCUCAACAAGACCCGGGCUGCAGCUGAUGUUGGAAUCUCAAGUGAAACGAUUCUCAAACACUCAGACAUCAGUGAGGAGGAGUUACUGGAACUGAUCUACAAACUUAACACAGACCACAGUGUGGACGGGCUGCUGGUCCAACUGCCUUUACCAGAUCACAUUGAUGAGCGCGCAAUCUGCAAUGCUGUUGCCCCUAACAAGGAUGUGGACGGCUUUCAUGUAGUUAAUGUAGGUCGUAUGUGCCUGGAUCAGUCCACCAUGCUUCCUGCCACUCCCUGGGGAGUCUGGGAAAUUAUUAAGCGCACAGGAAUUCCUACUUUUGGGAAGAAUGUUGUCGUUGCUGGACGCUCCAAGAACGUGGGCAUGCCCAUUGCCAUGUUACUGCAUACAGAUGGCCGCCAUGAGAGGCCUGGAGGUGACGCCACGGUCACCAUUUCUCACCGUUACACUCCAAAGGAUCAACUUUGCCAACACACUAAAAUUGCUGACAUCAUUGUGGCUGCUGCAGGGAUUCCCAACCUGAUCACAGCAGACAUGAUCAAGGAGGGAGCUGCUGUGAUUGAUGUUGGAAUAAACAGAGUGCAGGACCCUGUGACUGGAAAAAGCAAACUGGUUGGAGAUGUGGAUUUUGAAGGCGUGAAGCAGAAAGCUGGUUUCAUCACCCCUGUUCCUGGAGGUGUUGGACCCAUGACUGUGGCAAUGCUCAUGAAGAACACCAUCAAAGCUGCCAAGAGUGUCUUACAGUUCCCCCCAGAGAGGAUCCGCAUGGCUGCUGCGUCCUAAUGGACCAGAGCACAUACCAGCAACAGCAACACAUUCCACCCUUCCCACAACGCCAUCUCUUUCAUUUUUAACUUGGAGAAACCGGACAAGCUUGCUCACAGACUGGAAAGAUGAUAGCUUUGAGGGUCUCUGUCUGCUGACAUUUUUCCAAGCAUCAACUCUGGCCACAUUUAGGCCUGUUACAUUUACUAGUGCAGAUGCGUGUUUUAUGUAACAGUAUUUAUAAUUUCCAAUGUUCUUCUGUGAGAUUUUGGAUUUUUAAAAGAAGAUUGAGAGAUUGUUUCUAUUUAUUGCUACAGAGAUGCAAUAUUUUGAAAAUAAAUGGAAACUUGUGACAGUGUUUAACUCUAAGCAGGUAAGCAGUUACAGUAGUGUGACUGAACCUUGUAAAAUAUCCUGUUAGUUUAGCCUUGUGUAGUGAGUGAUAAGGGCUAACAUCAGGAGUAAGGGUGUUUUAUCAAUAAAUAAGCUUUAAAGAUUCACAAUUGCCUUUGUACAAAUUUGAAAUAAAUAAUACAUUUUGUCUUA
Messenger RNA from Melanotaenia boesemani (Boeseman's rainbowfish), 1649 nucleotides. RefSeq names its product methylenetetrahydrofolate dehydrogenase (NADP+ dependent) 2, methenyltetrahydrofolate cyclohydrolase (gene mthfd2). The transcript is spliced from 8 exons. The record is from RefSeq and is a predicted model, not a curated record. Gene Ontology annotation, biological process: tetrahydrofolate interconversion. Bases 105 to 1121 code for a protein of 338 amino acids. Gene Ontology annotation, cellular component: mitochondrion. Gene Ontology annotation, molecular function: methenyltetrahydrofolate cyclohydrolase activity; methylenetetrahydrofolate dehydrogenase (NAD+) activity; methylenetetrahydrofolate dehydrogenase (NADP+) activity. NCBI's taxonomy places the organism in Eukaryota, Metazoa, Chordata, Actinopteri, Atheriniformes, Melanotaeniidae.